Molecule: messenger RNA, 3152 nt
Organism: Corapipo altera (White-ruffed manakin)
Lineage: Eukaryota; Metazoa; Chordata; Aves; Passeriformes; Pipridae
Product: thrombospondin type-1 domain-containing protein 4-like
Exons: 8
Coding region: 1992-3152 (386 amino acids)
Biological process (GO): extracellular matrix organization
Cellular component (GO): extracellular matrix
Molecular function (GO): metalloendopeptidase activity
Source: RefSeq, a predicted model, not a curated record
UACAAUAAUUCCCACUGUAAACACCUUGCCAGCUUCUGUCCAGAAAUUCAACUUAAGAACAGGUCCAGCUGAUUCCCAUGGCUGGCACUCAUGUCCAGUUUCAGUUUAGCUCUAUCACACGUGAAGCCCUCAUUAUGUGAUGCAGAGUCACUGUUAUGCAAGUGAAAUUUGAUCUUCAGUAAGGAGACUGAUGAAGGGCUGCAUUUCCUUUUGAUCUGAAAAAGUCAUAGAGCUGCAAAUGUGCUGCCACAGUGGAGCAGAGGGAGAACAGAUUCCCUUGAUGCAAACCAAAAGCUGAUGCUGUCAGCUACGAGGAAAAAAGGUACUGGGAAGAGGUUUAAACUGAGCACAGAACUAAGUAAAACUGCCUCACUGCCUGGGACCAAGUGAUAGAUCUGAAUCUGGAAAUAGCUGAAAGUUGUUUAAAAGUGAAUUGUUCAUACUUUUAUCAAGUAAACUACUUAAAAUAACAACAAUAAUAAAAAGGUUAAGCUAUUAAAACAUUGACCAUCUACAGGUUAAGUUAGGCUAUUGUAGAACCAGUAGUUAGUCCACAAUCUGUGUAUACAUUCUGUAAAUUCAGGACAAGCAGCUGAUUUUUUUUUUUAAUCAGAGCUGUAGGGCUGUAAAAGUGACAAACAAGAGUACUUUCAGUUGCUACUUUUAAUCAUAGUGACACAUCAGCAUGAACUGCUUUUUGUUAGCUAGUUUAUUUAAAGAAGUUAAGCCAAAUACUUGCUAUUUCAUAUUAUUAAGCAAUAUCCAUAAAGAUGUGAUUUAGAUUGGGAGGUCUGUGUGCAUAUUCAAAAUCACAGUAGUAGCUCUUUGCUUUGAUUGGGAAAACAGACUCCUUGGAUGUGUUUCUGUUUCCACAUCAUCCAAACAUCUUGAAACCCAGUUUCAGUGAAAUUAUUUUUGUUUUUAAGUUGGAAGCAUCGUAUUUUUGGGGUAUUUUAAGGCUUGAUGUUUUGUUGCACAUGUGUAGAACAAGGACAGGAAAGAGGAGUCUGAGUUUGCUCUGUUGUCUGAUAAGGUGGCUUUUGCUCGAAAGUGAAUAUAAACUGUUUGGGGUUUUUUUCAUAUGAAAAAGUAGACAGUGUAGGCUACACAGACAUUAGACAAUCUUAGAAAAAGCUGAUAGGUAUCUGCUUACACACAUCACCUCAGAGCUGGAUUUUUUUGAGCAUAAGCUCAAAGAAAUUGAAUCUACGGGACUGUUUAUACAACCCAAGCAUUAAUUUUGUUGGCUAGGUUUGCUAGGCUUCUGCUCUCAGAGGAAGAAGGAAAAACUCAUCUGGAGGAACUCCUGUCUCUGCUGUGGUGAAAACAGCAUUUCUUUACAAGCUGUGUACUGGGCCUUACAUGCCAUGCUUGUGUACAGAUGGAGUGCACAGAUGCUUCUGCUUAUUGUAUCAAAUGUCAGGAAAUCCUGGUGAAGGAUCAAGAAGUCUUAAUAGGGGAAAAGGUGACUCUUCUCAAAUUCUAAGUUGUAUGGUUUUGGUGUUUGGGUUGGUUUUUUCUUUCAGUUAUAGAUAGAUGUAUUUCAAGCAGAAACAUACUUGACUGAUAAAAGCACAUUGAGUGUAUAAAAAAGCAGAAAACUGUAGGUUACAAUAUCUGUACCAAAUCCAGCAUUAGAAGUGUCCAGCAUCCCCAAGAAACAGGUUGGUACAAGGCAACCCUAUAUUCCUUACUACUGAUACAUUGACUUGAGGAUGCCCUUAUGGGUACCUGUUUUAUCCAGCUUUCUGGAAAACCCUGAAGGCUUCCUGAUUGCUGUGGACUUGGAUUGAUUGGUACAGUGUAAAAUAAUGUAUCAAGACAGCAGGAUCAGAUUCCUCGGUCCUGGGUUCCAUUGGUUCAUGGGAUGACAGUGCUUAUUCCCACCUUUUGCUGCAAUCUUCCCAGUUAGGAUUUGUGUGUGAUCAGCAUUGUGCUGUACCACAGUGAAGAGGUAUUUUUCACUUCAAGAUACCUUGCAUUAAAGGAUCAUGGUAGACAGUUUAAUAGUUUCUUUGAGACUUCUCAGUUCCCUAGCAGUGUUGGGAUUUCAGUUUGUCAUCCCACAGCCUUCAAUUGAACACAGAAAGGUUCCCCAGAGGAUAGAAGAGCAAGGAGAUGCGUCUGAGGACAGCAGUGCAGGAAUCCCAGGCAUGUGGGGCAACUGGGGCCCCUGGUCUGCCUGCUCCCGGAGCUGCAGUGGAGGUGUGAUGGAGCAGACCCGGCCCUGCCUCCCCGCCUAUUACCGGGAGCGGGAGCGGGGGUACCGGCGCCCGGGGCGGCAGUUCCCGGCCUCGGACAGGACUCACCACAGCUCCCACCACGAGGACUCGCUCUCUGCCUAUCCCGGCCACGUCAUUUCUGCCAUCCGCACAUCCGUGCCGCUCCACAGGAACGAGGAGCAGCUUUGGGCUGGGCUUCGUGCCCCUGCCCCUGCCGGGGGCCGGAACAGCAGCCACGGGGGCAGGGGGACACCGAGGGGCAGCCGGCACUCCCAGAACCAGCAGCACUCCCAGAACCAGCAGCACUCCCAGAUCCAGCAGCAUUCCCAGAUCCAGCAGCAUUCCCAGAACCAGCGGCACAGCGCCCAGGCAGAAAAGAGAAGCAGAAACAGAAAUCCUAUUGGUCCGGGAAAGUAUGGAUAUGGAAAAGUGCCAUACAUUUUACCUUUACAAACUGACACUGGUCAGCAGCCUCAGAAACUCCGGAGGCAGCGCCAGUCCUCGAGGAGCCACAUGUUCCACCCGAGCCCGAGCCUCCUGAGCACCUACAGCCAAGCAGCUGGGCCUCCAGUCCAACAUGGGAACCUUUAUCAAGAAGCAAGUGGGCCUCAGGCAGGACAUCAGGUCCUGGGACCCUCAGUUUAUCAGUCACCAUCGUUUCCUGCAUCUCAAAGUCUGUUCCAGAGCAGUGACCCUGUGUCAGCCCAGGCCCUGCAGGGGCAGCCCCAGCCCCAAAGGGCCGCUGCCAUCGUGUGCGUCGGCACCUACAAGCAAUACAAACUCUGCAACACCAUUAUGUGUCCUGAAAGCAGCAGAAAUAUUAGAGAGGUGCAAUGUGCAUCAUACAAUAACAAGCCAUUUAUGGGUCGAUUUUAUGAAUGGGAACCUUUUGCAGAAGGAAUGAAGGCAUGUAAGUCCUACUUUGGCUAG